CUCCUGACUUUGGGGGCAGUGGGGGCAACGGCCUCAAGAAGUCUCUCCAGCGAUGGGAGCCGUCCGCCUGCUGCCCAACCUCACUCUGUGCUUGCAUCUAUUGAUUCUCUGCUGUCAAACGCAGUACGUGAGGGACCAGGGCGCCGUGACCGACCAGCUGAGCAGGCGGCAGAUCCGCGAAUACCAGCUCUACAGCCGGACCAGCGGCAAGCACGUGCAGGUCACCGGGCGUCGCAUCUCCGCCACCGCUGAGGACGGCAACAAGUUCGCAAAGCUCAUAGUGGAGACGGAUACGUUCGGCAGCCGCGUGCGCAUCAAGGGGGCGGAGAGCGAGAAGUACAUCUGCAUGAGCAAGAAGGGGAAGCUCGUCGGGAAGCCAAGCGGGAAGAGCAAGGACUGCGUGUUCACCGAGAUCGUGCUGGAGAACAACUACACGGCCUUCCGCAACGCGCGGCACGAGGGCUGGUUCAUGGCCUUCACGCGGCAGGGCCGGCCCCGCCAGGCCUCCCGCAGCCGCCAGAACCAGCGCGAGGCACACUUCAUCAAGCGCCUCUACCAGGGCCAGCUCCCCUUCCCCAACCACGCGGACAGGCAGAAGCAGUUCGAGUUCGUGGGCUCGGCCCCCACGCGCAGGACCAAGCGCAACCGGCGGCCCCAGCCCCCUACGUAGUCAGGCUCGCCGGGAAGCUGCCUCCCCGCUCCCCAUCCCUUCCCCUAACGGAUCCAGAGAUGGGGCUGGGGUGCAAGGUGGGCUCCAUCCAGAGCACCGCCCCCCCCUCUCCAAAAAAAGGACCCUGAGUCCCAGCUGGGAAGGGACAGAACUUCUUCUCCACCCCAGGGUGGGCACUGCACACUGGAGCCAGUUUGAGGCCAAGGGCAAGAUCCCUGGAGAGGAGCUAGGGAGCGCCUCCCUUGACCUCAAACCCCAGCCUCCCAGCGACCGCCUGACACUAGUGGACAGACCGCAGAUUGCAGGCAUUAGCGACACCUGUUGCUGGCCGUCCACAAAUCUUGCUCCCAGAAUUUCCCCCAGUCUGUACCCAGUCCCCAAACUCCUGAGCAGACAGUAGGAAGGGGCAUUUUUUUGGGGGGGGUUGCUUCAAGGGGU
Messenger RNA from Jaculus jaculus (lesser Egyptian jerboa), 1108 nucleotides. RefSeq names its product fibroblast growth factor 17 (gene Fgf17). Gene Ontology annotation, molecular function: growth factor activity; type 1 fibroblast growth factor receptor binding; type 2 fibroblast growth factor receptor binding. Gene Ontology annotation, biological process: regulation of cell migration; positive regulation of cell population proliferation; fibroblast growth factor receptor signaling pathway. Lineage: Eukaryota; Metazoa; Chordata; Mammalia; Rodentia; Dipodidae. The record is from RefSeq and is a predicted model, not a curated record. Bases 53 to 670 code for a protein of 205 amino acids. Gene Ontology annotation, cellular component: cytoplasm. The transcript is spliced from 5 exons.